AUUAAAAACAUAAAACGGGUAAAUAAUUUUCUUUCUUCAAAAAUAAUUUUACAAGCGAAAUUUGAAAAUUGGAAACCCUCUCCUUCUUUUCUUUUCCCCAUAAUUUCAUGAAAAAAAUGGAGUCUUUUCAUCUUCAACCUUCAAUGUUAUAUUCAAAUAAUAAUAAUAAUAAUAAUAAUCAAAAUUACUAUGGAAAUCGAAAUUUUAUAAUGGAAGAAUAUAAUAGGGUAAAAACAGAGAAGUGGUUGAAGCAUUAUUCAUCUAGUCAUGAAAUAUUAAUAGUGGGUGACGGAAAUUUCUCAUUCUCACUGUCUUUGGCUAUGGCUUUUGGUUCUGCUUCUAAUCUUUUUUCAACUUCUAUUGAUUCUUAUGAUUCUUUGAUAACUACAUAUAAGAAAGCAGGAUUAAAUUUAUCACAGUUAAGAGCAAUGGGAGCUACCGUUGUACAUGAAGUGGAUGCGCGAAAGAUGAAAGAUCAUCCCUUACUCAAAUGGAGACAGUUCGAUUUCUUUGUCUAUAACUUUCCCCAUGCUGGCUUCUAUGGAACUGAAGACAAUCCUGCUAUGAUCAAUAUGCAUCAGGGUCUUGUCCAUGACUUCUUCAGUAAUGCUAGGUGUUUACUCCGACAAAACGGCGAAAUUCAUGUUACUCAUAAAACCAAGUCUCCCUACUCUUGUUGGAAUCUCAAAGAACUUGCACUCAAAAACUCCUUACUCCUAAAGGACAGUGUUCCUUUCAAUAUCAGGGACUACCCUUUCUAUGAGAACAAGAGAGGACAUGGUUCAACAAUCGAUGAACCUUUCGAUUGGAGAGACAGUUGUACAUUCAAGUUCACUCUUGCGCCGCCACUCAAAAUCUACGAGUACUUCAACAACCAUUUCUCAAGCCAUUCCAACCAGCCAGGUUGCAGGAAGAUAGACCUGUCAAACAGUUCGGUCGGGUCGGAUUCGGAUAAAAUUGGAUUACAGGUCACAAAAUUUUGUUCAAGACCUAAUAUUUUCAGGUCAGGGGUCGGGUCAAUUUUUGACAAGUCUACAGGAAGACUCUACCCCCGGCUAAAAUUCAUCGUCAAAGCAGAAGUUAGACAUCAUCCGAGGGCAGCAGGAUAUGCAGGGGUCUUAGUAGACGAAAACCAUUCAGUUCGAGCUAUGUUUUGUGGGCCAUUGUCUUAUUACAUGCCUUAUUUGGAUGUCAAUGUUGCUGCAUUACUUGCUGUCAAAUAUGCAAUACUGAUGUUUGAGAGAUCAGAGUAUUGCAACAGAAAUAAUGUGGUACUUGAUGUUGAAACUGAUUCCAAUCUUGCUGUUUCAUGGAUUGGAUCACAAUUUGGAAACCCUAGAGAGUUGUUUGCUGAUCUCAAGGAGAUUACUAUGGCUUUGGGUCGUAUUCAAAAUCAUGUCGAAUUCUGCUAUAAUUGGAGAGAAUAUCAAUAUGGAGGUAAUAUCAAGAAUAUAUUUUCAUAUUGUCUCGUACAAUCUUACAUGGAGCAAAUCACAUCUUUGAGUCAUGCAUGUGAAUAUUUUCGACAAAAUAUAGUGUUAGAUUUAUAUCCUUUUAUUUAUGUUAAUACCCUUACGCGCGAGCUGCAAUUUUUGGGACGUAGUUUAUAUCGUUAGAGAGUGCACAAUACAUCGGGUGCAUCUUUUAGAUAUGAUGUGCUGAGAAAUUAA
Molecule: messenger RNA, 1670 nt
Organism: Spinacia oleracea (spinach)
Lineage: Eukaryota; Viridiplantae; Streptophyta; Magnoliopsida; Caryophyllales; Amaranthaceae
Exons: 3
Coding region: 108-1616 (502 amino acids)
Biological process (GO): rRNA base methylation
Cellular component (GO): cytoplasm
Molecular function (GO): rRNA (uridine-N3-)-methyltransferase activity
Source: RefSeq, a predicted model, not a curated record